CUUUGGACCGAGUCUCGAUUGUGGAAGAGAGCUAGUACGAGAGGGGGGAUGUGCAGGAAGAGGUUAAACGGGCGGGAAGGGAAAUAAGUCGGGGGGAGGAUAACAGGGAUCUCGCCUCGGUGACGUGAGGGAGCAUGCGAAGUUAGUCACAGUGUUGGAUGGAAAGUUAGCAAUGUAGAAUAAUGAAACUUGAGCGGUUUCGUGAGUUGGCUUGUAUUUGGUGACGAAUUUCCGUGAGUGACCUUCCAUGCGAGCGCAAGGGAAAGGGCGUGGGAGGGGAAGGUGGUCUAAUUGUGGGAGGUACUGGAUGGAGAAUACAACUCCACGACCCCCCCCGCAAGGACUGCAAGCUCCCCCCACGUACCAGCAACCUUUACCUGCGUAUCAACAGCCGAUGGGUGGAAUGUACCAUCCAUCACCGUUGGCACCGUAUGGGUUUACUCCGGUUCAGCAGCAGUUUGCACCAGCCAUUCAACAAGCACCGACUUUUUACCCAGGACAGGCUUCGACAUCGACGAAUGGACAAUACAAUCAAGGAUUUGGGCGUGGGGUUGGAGGUAAUUACCAACCGAGAGUAUUCUUCACAAGGGAGCAUGCCGACUUUAUCGACAAACUGAAGAUGAAGGAUGCCAUUGAGGAGGCACGUAAGAAAGACUUAGAAGAGAUAGCAAGGUUGAAAGAGCUGAGCCAUGAGUCUAUGGGACAGAAAGAGAAAGAGAAAGCUGAUGAUAAAGCAAAAAAGCAGGGUUGUAGAGACAGAGGAAAAGGCAAAGUUGCCAAAGAGGGAAAAGUUGAUGAUAUGAAGAGAUGGGUGGCAGAGAAUUUCGGGAAUUCCUUAAAAAUCCUGACGGAGAAGAUGGAAGUCGUUGAAAAAAAGGCAAAAUUGGAAGAGAGUGAGGUGGAGGAAUUAAGAAAACUGAGAGCUGAGAAAGAACUGAGGGAGUUGAGAGAAAACUCGAGUAAUGAAAAAAGAAAACGGGACACUGCAUCACCUGGGAGGCCACGAGUCGGGAAGGUUAGAUCGCGGUCCGGGCUAUUGAGGAAAGGGGGCAAAAAGAAGACACUUGUGGAGGUGUCAUCGGACGAUGGAGAAAAAAAUGCGGUGGUUCAAAAUUUGAAAGGGAAAUUGGAGGAAUCUGGGGGGAACCUCUCGGAGGUGCUCGUGCUAAAAGACCUUAUCGAGGAAUUAUUAGCAGCAAAGAAUGCUGCAGGGGGCGCAUUUGGUGAAGACAGAAUGAGCCGGAAAGGGAAUGAGAAACAUGGAGAUCCGGAGAAAGGGGAGAAGGGGAAGGAGGCGGUAGAAAAGAUUGAGGAACCUGAUACGACAGCAGAAAAGGAAACUGGGAAGGAGGAGCUUGCCCCUGGUCUGUAUUUCAGAGACAGGGUAGUGUAUUAUGAUGCCAUGCACUACACUGAGAUUCAAUCUCUAUGCAAACAGAAGGGCAUCCCAUACAAAAAGAAGGGGGAGUAUGGGAAUUGGCUAGACUGGACUUCGAAGUGCUGCAAAAGAUUGAAGAACAGAGGGAAGAGAGCAACAAGACCAACAAAGAGACAAGCGAAGACAACAACGAACAUGAGAGUAGCUCUGAGUCAGAAAAAGACUCAGGACAUGAUGACAUCACAAGAGAUUGAACAUGCCUGAGUAAGAGAACCCUCCUGAGGGCCUGCAGAAGAAUCAUAGAUGUCUCUAGCAAGUUUGGUCGUGAGAUAGAGAAGGUUGCUUGUCCUAAUCCUAUGUCUGAGAGGCUUUAUUAGAUGAGGGAAGGUGUAUGUGAAGUAUUGGGUAAAUAUGACAAACGAGCAAAGGAGUGAACUACGCAUGCAAGGAGCUGUGUGUAUCUGUUGAUCUCUCCAUUUUAUAAGCUCACUUAUGUGGGAAAAAGGGAGAGGGCUCUUGAGACAAGAUGGCUGGAACAUCAACGUAGUAUUUUUUCUAAGCAAAAGCAGAAACUGCACCGUUGGUUGGAAAAAGUUGGUGCUGCUAACUAUGUUGCUCUGCCCAUCUUGUUUGGAGAAGGGGUAACCCUUGGAAGAUUGGAAGAAAGUACCAUUGGGUGUACUAAUCCAGGCCUGAACAUGAGAAGAGCCAAAAGAAAGCUAAGUAGAAGAAGUCCAAGAAGGCAAGCAAAAAACUCGGGACAAAGCAAUGAAGUGAGAACACCAUUGUUAUUCAACUGUAAAGAAGCGGGUGUUGUGAAUGAACCAAGCCUCCUAAG
Molecule: messenger RNA, 2216 nt
Organism: Chara braunii
Lineage: Eukaryota; Viridiplantae; Streptophyta; Charophyceae; Charales; Characeae
Source: the annotation of a GenBank genome assembly